This is a messenger RNA of Tinamus guttatus (white-throated tinamou), 1352 nucleotides long. The record is from RefSeq and is a predicted model, not a curated record. NCBI's taxonomy places the organism in Eukaryota, Metazoa, Chordata, Aves, Tinamiformes, Tinamidae.
UCAAGAUGACUUCCAUGUUGACCUGCAUCUUCAGGAACCUCCCUGCUUCCUCAGCAUGGGCUGCCGGGAUCUCUGCAAGAUCACUCAGCUGCUCUUCGCAGUUACAAGCAGCAGCAGUCCAGCCCAAGAGUAAGAAGACCUUAGCCAAAACUGGUGUGAAAAACAUUGUUGUGGUGGAUGGCGUCCGUAUUCCAUUUCUGCAGUCUGGCACCUCGUAUAUGGAUCUUAUGCCACAUGACUUAGCCAGAGGAGCGUUGCAGGGGCUGCUGAAUCGGACCAAUGUCCCGAAGGAUGCUGUGGAUCACAUCGUUUACGGCACCGUUAUCCAGGAAGUGAAAACGAGCAAUGUUGCCCGGGAGGCAGCCUUGGGAGCUGGUUUCUCUGACAGAACGCCGGCCCACACAGUCACCAUGGCCUGCAUUUCCUCAAACCAGGCUAUGACUACAGGUGUGGGGCUGAUUGCGGCCGGCCAGUGCGACGUCGUCGUCGCCGGGGGCGUGGAGCUGAUGUCGGAUGUUCCCAUUCGUCACAACAGGAAGAUGAGGAAGACUAUGCUCACGCUUAACAAGGCCAAGACGUUGGGCCAGAAGCUCGCUCUGCUUUCCAAAAUUCGCCCUGACUACUUUGCUCCUGAUCUGCCGCUCGUGGCAGAGUUCUCCACCAGCGAGACCAUGGGGCACUCUGCCGACCGCCUGGCCGCUGCCUUUUCCGUGUCCCGUUUGGAGCAGGACGAGUACGCCCUCCGCUCGCACACGCUGGCCAAGAAAGCCCAGGACGAAGGCUUGCUGCAAGACGUGGUAGCCUUCAAAGUGCCAGGCAAAGAGACAGUAACCAAAGAUAAUGGAAUCCGUCCUUCCUCCAUGGAGCAGAUGGCCAAGCUGAAGCCGGCUUUUAUCAAGCCCUACGGAACAGUCACAGCUGCCAACUCGUCCUUCCUGACAGAUGGUGCUUCGGCCAUCCUGCUCAUGUCCGAGGAGAAGGCUCUGGCCAUGGGAUACAAGCCAAAGGCCUACCUCAGGGACUUUGUUUAUGUGUCCCAAGAUCCAAAGGACCAGCUGCUCCUCGGCCCGACGUAUGCGACCUCCAAACUGCUGGAGAGGACUGGCCUGACCAUGGCUGACAUUGAUGCGUUUGAAUUCCACGAAGCCUUUGCUGGACAAAUUCUGGCCAACCUGAAAGCUCUGGAUUCAGACUGGUUUGCACAAAACUACAUAGGCAAGAAGUCGAAGGUUGGAGCCCCGUCUCUGGAUAAGUUCAACAACUGGGGGGGCUCCCUGUCCCUGGGACACCCCUUUGCUGCCACCGGCUGCCGCCUGGGCCACGCGAUGAUAGUGGAGCAUUACCCUCAGUAA